This is a messenger RNA of Ornithodoros turicata, 3469 nucleotides long. RefSeq names its product proteoglycan Cow-like (gene Cow). The record is from RefSeq and is a predicted model, not a curated record. The transcript has 11 exons. Lineage: Eukaryota; Metazoa; Arthropoda; Arachnida; Ixodida; Argasidae. Gene Ontology annotation, molecular function: protein binding; extracellular matrix binding; collagen binding. The coding region runs from base 258 to 1727 and encodes 489 amino acids. Gene Ontology annotation, biological process: anatomical structure development.
AAGCUGCGGGAGCUGCGGAGAAAGUGUUUUUGGUUACUGGGAUCCGUGUUAUCCCGUAGCCGAUUUCGCUGUUGCUCCCAAUUGGAAGCAGAGUUUUAUGUAGGUGCUAUUGAAUAGCGCGAGGAAGAGCUACUUGUUUGCAUCUACACAUCCAUGGCCGUGUGAAACCGGUUCGCAGCUGGCUUCUCCUCAUUGCAAGUCGAGACAUCUAAGCCUAAGCUCAGCUGGAGUAGCGAAGCGUCGAUCAGGAUUUAACGAUGAUGCACUCUGCUGCGAAGCCAUUGUGGUUUACAGUGACUGUGUUAUGUUGCAUUUGUUCUAUUGCGCAUUGUGCGACAGUGAAAGAUAAAUCGAAGGAGUCUGAGGAAUGGGACUUUGAGUUCGAGGAACACGCCCGAGACGAGAAGCCUCAGAAGGAAGCAAGCAAGGAUCUCAAGGCUACAUACAAUGCGUGGUCCGUUUCUGAUGGGGACCUCUGCCGCACUGUUCAAUGCAAACCUCACCAGGAAUGUCUUAUUCAGAACGGAGAGACAGCCAUAUGUGUCAGCGCCAAAAAGGUGAAGAAAAUGAAGAAGAGUCAGCCAAACGCCUGGAACAGUUAUGAGAAGAGCCCUUCGACAACAACAACUACUACCACAUCAAUGCCAUGGAGUUCUGAAGAAGACGAUGAUGAAGACCAAUACCUUGACGAUGAAAGCGACGAAUCACGGUGUCCGCCGUGUUACGUGCUAAAGCCAGAGUAUGUCUGCGGCAUGGACAACCAGACCUAUUCCUCAGAAUGCAGACUGCAAUACCACAACUGCAGACAAAGGGUGUCAGUUCAGGUCUCCUGUAAAGGCUUCUGUCCUUGCAAAGUUGUAAAAACACUGGAGGAUCAGCAACGAGAGAUGCGCCAGAAGGCUCGAUGGGAUCGUUACAUCGCUAAACUGCAGACGACGGUGGACAAGAAAAAAUCGAGUCAAGAUGAGAAGGCAACCAAUAACAAAGUGAAAACCAAAAGUGGCAAGGGUACUUGGACGGGGAAGGACCAGAAACAGAACAGCAUACUGACAAACAAGGCAUCAGUUACCACGCAGAAGGAAAAAGGCUGUAAUAGUGAAGAUUUGCAGGCAAUGGGUGACCGUCUGCUAGACUGGUUCUCAGUGGUCAUGAGCGAUCACCAGUACAGCACCCAGGUCUCUACCCGAAGGCGGACACACAGAGUUUCCGACUAUAGCCUCCCGGAAUGCAAGCAUGAAGUGGGCUGGAUGUUUCACCACUUGGAUUCUGACGGCAACUUGCUGCUCACCCUGAGGGAGCUGUACGAUCUCGAACACGACGACCACGAAAAAUGCCUUCAGCCUUACUUGGCUGUGUGUGACGUUAACCGGGACUCCUUUUUGAGCACAGUGGAGUGGUGUGCUUGCUUCAACAAGUCCCAACGACCGUGCGCUUCGGCAAUCAGGCGCAUUACACCAGGCUUAGUUGGAGCCUAUAUUCCCCAGUGUGACGAGGAGGGCUAUUUCCUGCCCACGCAGUGCCAUUCCAGUGCUGGCACGUGCUGGUGCGUCGACCGUCACGGGGCCGAAUUUGCUAACACCCGAAGAAGGGAACGCCCCGAUUGUGAAUCCUUGCUGAACAAGAGCAAUAGAAACAGAUCGCCGGAUGAUGACACAGAGGAAGAUGAUGACGAUGACGACGAUGAUGAAAGGGAAGGUGGAUCUGGAGACCGGCCCUCGGAGUACUAGAUCUCCACCCUUCCCUUUGGAAAACAUUUUGUAGUACGUUGUGGUACUCGCAUUUUUCUCAUCUCCAGUUCAGUGCAAUAGGUGGUGCCAGCAUUUAGCAGUUGUCAGAUAAUUAGCAAACGAGUCCCCACCUAGCUUUCCUUGUGUGUGCUGCCCCGUACCGAAGACAGCAGUGGAAGUGGUGUUUGUCGCAACAACCGAAAUGCUUUUCCUGUCCAUCAGUUUCACCAACAGCGUCAGUUUCCACAAAGGGAAAUUAUGCUUGAAGGCAGUGGACAAAGAUUAAUGCUUUGAAUAACAUCUGGGCAACAUUUAGGUUUAGUGGUAUAUAGUACAUGGAGAGCUCGGAUUGAAGCAACGUUCAGGAUCUUACUGGGGCCAUUUGAAGGUAAACACUCGAGACCGAACUCAAACACUGACUGGCUUUCAGGGUUCUCUCUUGAACCUUGACAAGAAUUCAGAGUUUAAAUUUUUCACCCGCUUUUUUGGUAUCUCAGAGCCUACCCACUAUGCCUACUGUGUCACUGAAGUUUAGUGUUGGCUGUUCAGCUGAGAAAAUAUAAAUGUAAAAGACAAAACUAGUCAGCUUACAAAUCCAACAUUUCGUCUAGCCACGGCACACGAAAUGGAGUGGAGUAUUUUGGGACUCUCAUUCGUUUCUAGUAGAAGUGUGCAAAUAGUGGAAAUACUCAAAUGCAAUAAGCGAGAAAAAAAAAUUACGUCUGAAUGUACAUCACACAAUGCGCACUUAUUCACAUUUAUGUACGUGCUCUUACGAGAGCGUGCAGUCCAAACCAUAUAGUACUCAUACAAGUUUGCGGACAGACAAAAUUGAAACUGCCUUGUUUGACACUUCUCUCGUGAUCUGUUUGCAAUAUAGGAAUACUAAUUAUACUGCACAGGAAUCCAUACUCGACAACUAUGGUAGGAGCAGACUUACCAGAACCGCACUGACGAUAUUUUCUAACAAUCGGGUGGUCUCGGUAUUACGUGGGAACAUCAUUCUGUGACGUGAUCACCUUAUGAGGAAAUUCAUAGCCAGUUAGAAAGGAAAGCUCGAAAUUAUUCCACUCUUGGUUUAACGAGUCAAAUUGUGUAAAUAAGAACAAAAUAUUUUCUCUGUAUUUGAAAUUUCAAAUAUUUGCACGGUCCUACUCUUUAGUGUUUUAUUUAAUCUAGCUUUGGCUACAGGUUCUUAGGUACCUACGUUGUACAGUUACUUUGCUAGACUUUGUACCUUUUGUUUUUAGAAUGUUGUUUUCUGUUGGAACCCUUUUGCCAUUCCAUCAGCAGACACAACAAAAUCCAUGUCUUCCAUUUCAGUUGUCACCCAGUUUACUGAGUUUGCUAAUAAACUUACGUGUAUUGUUCAGUUUCGCAAUUUUUUGUUUGUAGCAGGCAUGGAAUGUGUCAUCACCUUUGUGUGCACUUUUAUAGCAGUGUCACUGUCUGUGUUGUUGUUGUUGUUUUGGCCUGCAAACAUUCCAACCUCUCUCGAUGAUAAAUAAGAAAAAAAAAAGUCACAUCCCGCUGUUGGCACAACUGGGUUCUGAUCCAACUUUUGCUGUGUUGGUUGAGUGUUGUGUGCUACUAAUUAAUUGUUUAACAGUAUUGUACGAGCUAUAUGCCCAGUCAGAAAUGAAAGAAGUAUUUCCCAGUGUUACUGUAUGUUUUAGAAAUUGUUACAUAUCUCCUGUACCUGUAGAAAGCCAAGGUGAAAAUAAAGGUAUUGUUUCACAAUG